Molecule: messenger RNA, 2550 nt
Organism: Durusdinium trenchii
Lineage: Eukaryota; Dinophyceae; Suessiales; Symbiodiniaceae
Source: the annotation of a GenBank genome assembly
AUGGGCUUGACGCCGGCACAGGCGGACCAUGAGUUGGUAAGACAAAGCGAGCUGGAGGUAAUAGAAACAAGCAUCACUCGAUGGGUGAUGCUCUUUGGGUGCAUCAUUUGUGCCCUGCUGCCAGUAAGCCUGGUUCUGUUUUUUUACCUCAUCUACAGUUACAUCUUGGAGCAGUGGCAGGACUGUGACGUGCCACUGACUCUUUGGUUCUGGGUUGCCAUGUUCAACAUCUUCUACCACAUCAAUCUUGGUGGAAGAUCCAUCCAUAGGCAGGUCAUCAGGACGGUGUGCAGAUACCAGGCGCCGGAACAGAGCCUCGAGGUGCCACCUGCGCGAGUGAGGCUCUACCAUUGGCUCACCACCAUUUUUGUUUUCUCGUGGCACUGUGUUGGACUGCACUGGGCGCGAGUCAGCCAAACGUGCCACGACACAGCGCCCAACCUCUUCACAUCGACUUAUCUCUUCGCUUCAUUCAACGUGAUCUUCACAAUUUUUACUGUGAUCUCGACCUAUGGGCUGCAGCAUAUGCUUGCCUCGCUCUUAAGACGCGGCUUGCUACCGAGCUCCAUGCUGGGCGACCGGGCUGCGCCAGAGGGAACGCUUGAGCUGCAGUCGAGUGUGAUCUUUGAUCCAGAGGAGUUCGGAGAUUCUUUGCAAUGUCCAAUGUGCUUGGAGGACUUUAGCAAGGAGCAGCCCAUCAGAAAGACUAUUUGUGGCCACUAUUUCCACGAAAGCUGUUUGGCUCAGUGGUUCAAGGUCAACAGAACCUGCCCCUUGUGCCGUCGUGACCUGGCUGAAAGCCUGGAAUCGGGCGAGCAGGCCGAGCCAGAGGCGACGGCAACUUCUUUCACGGCUCUUCGGCCCGAGCGUAUCGGAGCAGACCAGGCAUCGAGCGUGGAAACACCCGCCUCUGAUGCCGCAGGGCGUUGGAGGGAGGCCCUGGCUGUGCUAGAAGACGCGGUCGAGAAGGCACUGGAAUUGGACACAAUUUGCUGCAACACGGCAAUUUCCGUUUGCGAGGCAGCCGGGCAAUGGCAGCACAGCCUUUACUUACUUCAGGUGAUGGAAGCACAUGGCCCCAGCCCAAGCGUGGUCAGCUACGGCAGCGCUUGCGCCGCGUGUCGCGGGCACUGGAAAGAGGCGGUAGCUGUUUUAGCACGGGCGCGAGAUCAGCAGGUACAAGUGGAUUCAAUCUUGGUGUGUUCUGCAAUCAGUGCAUGUGAGAAGAGCAGCCAGUGGCAAAUGGCCCUCGAUCUUGUCAGCUCCAUGUCCUCUCAGACUGAAGCAACAGCAGGAUACAACUCAGCCAUCAGCGCCUUGAGUGCCUCGGGAUGGACCAAGUCUUUGCGUCUCUUUGAACAAAUGAGUCUCCGCGGGCUCCAAGUGGACCUGAUCACCAUCGGCGCGACCAUGAGUGCCUUUGAAACCGGACAGUGGCCCAAGGCGUUCCACCUGCUGAAUUCUGCCUGCUGCAAGCACUUAGAACCAGGCGUCGUUGCAUUUGGUGCAGCAGUCGCAAGUGCUAGACCAAGUUGGAGCAAUGCCUUCCAGGUGCUCACCGAGCUGGGCCACCGGGGCUUGAAGUGCGAGGUUGCAGUUUGCGGAGCUGUCCUUUCUUCCUGUGAACGAAGCUCGCAAUGGCUGAAGGCCAUUGGCAUUCUUCAGCAGCAAGAGACUUCUGGUCCAGCGCCAAAUGUUGUAGCCUACAGUUCCACCAUCUCAGCAUGUGAGAAGGCUCACCGUUGGGAAGUCGCUCUUUACCUUCUGUGGCAAAUGUGGAGAUUGGGGCCCAAGCCAGAUCUCAUUGCACUGAAUAGUGCCAUCAGUGCUUGUGCUACGUCGGGACGUUGGGAAGAAGCACUGCAACUAGGGGACGAUGCGAGUUCAGAGUCACUUCACUUGAAUCUCAUCAGCUACAACUCCAUGGUGAGUGCGCUGAGUGUGGGUCAAGACUUUCAACAUGCUCGAGAACUCCAGGUGCUGGAGGACAUGCAUCAGGCGCAAGUGACACCUGACAUCAUCACCUACAACGCGCUGCUGGGCGCUUGCACCAGACGUGCGGAUUGGCAGACCGCGAUGGCAUGGCUGGACGAGUUGAGUGACGCUUCAUUGGUGCCUGAUGUUGUGACCUAUGGGACCACUUUGGCAGUCUUUGACCAGGCGGAGCAGUGGGAGAUGGCUUUGCAGCUCUUUCUGGAGCUACAGCGUUCAACUGUCCAGCCACCGUGCACACUUUUCAAUUCGGCCAUGGCAUCAUGUGAACGUGCCAGCCAUUGGCCAAAUGCCUUGGCCUUUUUCGAUCAAAGCGGCAACCAAAACGAUGCCCGUGGAUUCAAUACAGCUAUGAGGGCCUGUGGCGCUAGGAUUUGGAGAAGCUCACUGCUGCUCCUUUCUUCCAUGCAGCUCUACAGGAUCGAUGCAGAUUGCAAGUCUUAUUUGGCCAUUUCGCUCAAUGUGGCCAAGAGCGGCCAGGUUCAGCUACUCCCACAGCUGAUGGGUCAUAUGAGCUUCAGUGGUCUUCGCUUCGCGAGAGAACUUCAACGGAGGUGA